This is a messenger RNA of Ahaetulla prasina, 4240 nucleotides long. It is a transcript of the gene ITGA5, whose product is annotated as integrin subunit alpha 5. The coding region runs from base 109 to 3264 and encodes 1051 amino acids. Gene Ontology annotation, cellular component: integrin complex; external side of plasma membrane. NCBI's taxonomy places the organism in Eukaryota, Metazoa, Chordata, Lepidosauria, Squamata, Colubridae. Gene Ontology annotation, molecular function: integrin binding. The transcript has 30 exons. The record is from RefSeq and is a predicted model, not a curated record. Gene Ontology annotation, biological process: angiogenesis; integrin-mediated signaling pathway; cell-cell adhesion.
GAGAGAGAGAGAAAAGGCAGGGAGUCUCCGCGGCACUCACGUUUCGAGCGGCUUGGAGAAAAGGUUGGAGCGAGCGCUCUUUUGCGACCCCCCUGGCUAGCUAAAGCGAUGGUUUGGGACGCCGUGGCCUUCCGAACAUCCGGACCCCUGUUUCUUUCCCCGAGCCCAGCCAUGCUCCGUCGGGCUUUGCUCUUCCUUUUCAGCGGGCUCUGCGCUUGGGGUUUUAACCUGGACUCCAAGGCGCCGACGGUUUUGAUCGGCCCCCCAGGCAGCUUUUUUGGCUUCUCGGUGGACUUUUACCUCCCGGAAGAACAGAGUGGCAGCAUCCUUGUCGGGGCACCCAAGGCUGAAACAGGCCACUCAGAAAUUACGCAAGGAGGUGCAGUUUUCUAUUGUCCCUGGCAUCUUGGCAACAACAGCUGCACAACCAUUGAAUUUGAUAGCAGCAAAGGAUCCCGUUUGGACGAACUCAAUGGGACGCUAGAGCAAAUGGAAUUUAAAUCGCUCCAAUGGUUUGGAGCUACCGUGCGAUCACACGACAAAUCCAUCUUGGCCUGUGCCCCCUUGUACAGCUGGCGGACAACUAAGGAUGAACCUCAACGUGAAGUUGUGGGCACAUGCUACCUGUCAAUCAACAACUUUACUAAAUUCGUAGAAUAUGCUCCUUGCCGCUCAGAUCUAAACUCACCUGCUGGACAAGGCUAUUGUCAAAGUGGCUUCAGUGCUGAAUUCACAAAGGCAGGACGGGUUCUUCUUGGUGGCCCUGGAAGCUACUUCUGGCAAGGCCAAGUGAUCUCAGCAACUCAAGAGGCCAUUGAAGAAUCCUAUGACCCCGAGUAUUUAAUCGUUGUGGUUAGAGAAGAGCUCAAGACACAUCAGGCUCACAUCAAAGCGGAUGACAGUUACCUAGGUUAUUCUGUGGCUGUAGGUGAAUUCAGCGGAGAUGCCACUGAAGAUUUCGUGGCUGGUGUUCCCAAAGGAAAUCUCACCUAUGGAUACGUAACAAUUCUAAAUGGAAGUGACAUUCGACCGUUAUACAACUUUUCUGGAGAACAGAUGGCUGCCUAUUUUGGGUAUGCUGUGGCUGCCGUGGAUAUCAACGGUGAUGGACUGGAUGACUUGCUGAUCGGUGCCCCCUUGUUUAUGGAAAAAACGGAAGAUGGCCGUGUUCAGGAGGUGGGCAGGGUCUAUGUCUACCUGCAAAAGAUAUAUGGCAUGGAGCCCGGUGCCUCAGCUGUACUGACCGGUCACCAAGAGUUUGGCCGCUUUGGCAGUGCUAUAGCCUCAUUGGGAGACCUCAACCAGGAUGGCUACAAUGAUGUGGCCAUUGGAGUGCCAUUUGGCGGCACGGCAAAGCAAGGCGUGGUCUACGUGUAUAAUGGCCAACAGAAUGGGCUGCACCCCAAGCCGUCUCAAGUAUUGCAAGGCUACUGGUCACCUGGUCAAGUCCCAGACUUCUAUGGGUUUGCUCUGCGUGGGGCCAAAGACCUGGAUGGAAACGGUUACCCAGAUCUAAUUGUGGGGGCCUUUGGCGUGGAUAGAGCCAUGGUUUACAGAGGACGCCCCAUUGUUCAUGCCACCGCCACUCUCAGCAUCUUCCCCACUAUGUUUAACCCUGAGGAACGCGCAUGCACCCUGGAGGAAACCGGUACCCCUGUGGCAUGCAUCAACUUGAGCUUCUGUCUGAAUGCAUCUGGGAAGCAUGUUCCUGAUUCCAUUGGAUUCACCGUGGAGCUGCAUCUUGACCACCUCAAACACAAAGGAGCAAUAAAGCGAGCCCUCUUCCUGCAUUCCCAGCAAUCCCACUUUAUUCAGACCCUCCAAGUCCACAACGGAGCCAGUUCAGAGUGCCGCGAGAUGAAGAUUUACUUGAGGAGUGAGUCAGAAUUCCGGGACAAGCUCUCUCCCAUCCACCUGUCACUGAACUUCUCGUUGGAUCCAGAGGCACCACCCGAUGCACAUGGCCUACAGCCCAUCUUUAACUACCACACACGCAACCACAUUGAACAGAAGGCCCAAAUUCAGCUAGACUGUGGAGAGGACAACGUCUGUGUCCCUGACCUGCAACUUGACGUCUUUGGCGACCAAACUGUUGCCUAUCUGGGAGACAAGAAUUCAGUGAACCUUUCAUUCCAUGCGGUGAACCGUGGAGAAGGUGGUGCCUAUGAAGCUGAACUCCAUGUGACAAUCCCACCCGAGGCAGACUAUACAGGAGUUCAACGCAACUACGGGAACAUUUCCAGCCAGAGCUGCCGCUAUGACACCGUGAACGACACAAAUAUGGUCAUCUGUGACCUUGGCAACCCGAUGAAAGCAGGUGUCAGCCUCUGGGGUGGCCUGCGCUUUACUGUGCCUCGCAUCACCGAUGCUAAGCCAUCCAUCCAGUUUGAUUUCCAGAUUCACAGCAAGAACGCCAAUAAUUCUCACAGCGAAGUGGAAUCUUUUGUCCUGCGCGUGGAGGCUUCCUUUCGCAUUUCAUCCCAUGGAGCAUCCAUGCCAGACACUGUGUCUCUGCCUGGUUGGGUCCCUGGUAGAUCAGUACAGCGUGAACAAGAUAUCGGCCCUGGGGUCCGCCAUGUCUAUGAGUUUGUCAACGAGGGGCCCAGCGACAUCAGUGAAGGAGUGUUAGACAUCAGUUGUCCUCUCCGAGUGCAAGGACGCGCUGUACUGUAUGUCACCCGCUACACGGUGCAAGCAAAUUGUACCUCCAGCAGCCCCAUUAAUCCAUCACGUCUGCAGCUGGAGCAACCUCCAACACCUUUUCCUGGGCAGGAGCAACACUAUGUGCAGAAGCAAGAUGGAGGAUGGCAUACAGGCAACAUUGGAGGCACUUUCCCUCUGAAGUGUAAUGAGGAUGAAUGCUUCCAACUUCACUGCCGCAUGGGAGCACUGCAACGACAGGAAAGUCUCAGUUUACGCCUCUAUUUUCGCAUCUGGUCCAAAAGCUUUCAGCAGAAAGAGAACUAUCCCCAGGCUAUCCAGUGUGAAGCCGUUUACCAUAUGCAAAAGGUGCCCUACCAAAUCCAGCCUCUAGAGCACCCCACCACUCAUCUGAAGGUGUCAACAUCACUCCAUUGGGCUAAGGCAGAGACUAGCCAGGGUGUUCCUCUAUGGAUCAUCAUCUUAGCCAUCUUGAUUGGACUGCUGCUGUUGGCACUGCUCAUCUAUGUGUUGUACAAGCUGGGCUUUUUCAAACGUUCCCUUCCUUACGGCACAGCCAUGGAGAAAGCUCAGCUGAAACCACAAGCAGCUUCAGAGGCCUAGCAGGUCAAUGUUGCCCUCCAUAUAUAUGUGUUGUUGCUGCUGCUGCCGCCCUGCGAAGAGGCACUCAGAUCGCCCAUCAAAAGCACUAGGGGUGGGGAGGAGGGAUUCCAACCAACACCGGCAAGGCGUAGGAGGGCAGGGCCACAGACACUGGGCCCCUUGGACGAUUGCAGGGUUCAGUGCACCAAGCACCUCUGCUUUCCCUCCGUGAAAGAGGCUCCAACCUUGACACUAAGUGCCCUCCUUUCCCAACCAUUCCCGUCCCCUGAGGCUUGGAUCCUAACAACAACAUGUGUCCUGAACUGAGGGCUGCAGCAGGCAUUCGCUUCCAGCCCAAGGGAAUACUUGAAGCCGCUGGAGCGGCAGGUGCUGGCCUGAUUUCAGGCCCCUUAAGUCAAGCUGUCUGUUCCGUCCAUCUGCGGGGAAGGGAUUGUUGUCAUGGACAGUUUUUCAAGCUGCUGGUCUUCUUUAGAUUGAGACAGCUUGGCUGAAAAAAACAAAAGAAAAAGGAAAAAAAAAUAAAAGCACAAUCACCUCCUGAGUCCAGCUCUUUCUCCUCCGUGGGCCAGAAUGGAGGAUCCUGGGCUCGCUUCUCUUCUUUCCCGUCUUCCCCGCUUUGCUUCCUGUGGAGGACGACAUGGGGCAGAGACUUUAGCUGGGAAAGCUGGAUGCUCCCACAAUGCCAAAGAUUUGCCACAUUAGGAAGCCAAGCCAUCACCCGGUGUCGGCCCGGACUUGCCGACGGUCUUCGCACUGAUCUCCGGAAACCGCUAAGAGAUGUUUUAUUUUUCAGAUGCCACUUUAAUGAAAAGAAGGAAUGAGGAAGCGAGGGCCACCUCUUGGUAGCAGACAGGGGUUGCUGUUUUUAAUUUAAAAUGUCCAAUGUGCAAUAAAUGCUUCCCUAUUUUCUACUUCGUCUACUUACUUAGUAAAUAUUAGUGCCAUGUGGUUGGCUAUGGGCUCGAGCCUCUAGAAC